AUGGCCUGGGCCUUCAGCAGCAAUUUGACUCUGAAUCAGAGCUUGCCUACGGCAGACCCUCUCAAUGCCUCCGGGCGGGACGAGCUCUCCCGGCUGGCCGUCAGGGGGAAGAACUGGCCGGCCCUCCUCAUCCUCGUGGUCAUCCUGCUCACCAUUGGGGGCAACAUACUGGUAAUUAUGGCCGUGUCCUUGGAGAAGAAGUUGCAGAACGCUACAAACUUCUUCCUGAUGUCCUUGGCAGUGGCGGACAUGCUGGUGGGUAUCCUGGUCAUGCCCGUGUCACUCAUUACCGUCCUGUAUGAUUAUGCUUGGCCUUUGCCUAACCAGUUGUGCCCUAUCUGGAUUUCCCUAGAUGUGCUCUUUUCCACUGCCUCUAUCAUGCACCUGUGUGCCAUCUCUCUUGACCGGUACGUAGCAAUCCGCAACCCCAUAGAGCACAGCCGCUUCAACUCCCGCACCAAGGCCAUCCUCAAGAUCGCUGCCGUCUGGACCAUAUCCAUAGGAAUAUCUAUGCCCAUUCCGGUUAUUGGUUUGCAGGAUGACUCCAGGGUGUUUGUCAACGGGACCUGCGUCCUCAACGACGAGAACUUCGUCCUCAUCGGCUCCUUCAUGGCCUUCUUCAUCCCCCUCAUCAUCAUGGUGAUCACCUACUGCCUGACGGUGCAGGUGCUGCGAGAGACAGGCGUCGGUGUUUCCUGUGCGGGAGGUGUCAAGCAGCGGAGGAGCAGCGUCAACUGCCUCAAGAAGGAGAACAACCCCGAGCACGUCUCCAUGCUGCAGAACCACGAGGGAGCCUCGCACCUGAACUCCCCGGCCAGCAGGGAGGCCGUGCUCUUCCGCAAGGGGACCAUGCAGUCCAUCAACAACGAGCGCAGGGCCUCCAAGGUCCUGGGCAUCGUCUUCUUCCUCUUCCUCGUCAUGUGGUGCCCCUUCUUCAUCACCAACGUCAUGUCCGUGCUCUGCAAGGAGGCCUGCGACAGGGACCUGCUGGGGGAGCUGCUGGACGUCUUCGUGUGGGUGGGGUACGUGUGCUCGGGGGUGAACCCCCUGGUCUACACCCUCUUCAACAAGACCUACCGCAGGGCGUUCUCCAGCUACAUCCGCUGCCGCUACCGCGGCGCCCACAGAGCCGCCCCCAGGCACAACCAGUGCCUGAACGUGGCCUCCACGGCCCUCUGCGGCAAGGACCUGACCCUCACCAGCUACCGCAACGGCAACGAGUUCAACAGCGUGGAGCUGGAGGAGGCCGAGGAGGGCCUGGAGCUGCGGCCGGGCACCUCCGAGCUCUCUAUAAACAGCUGCAAUGUUGUGAGCGAGAGGGUGAGCUGCGUGUGA
This is a messenger RNA of Dryobates pubescens (Downy woodpecker), 1335 nucleotides long. RefSeq names its product 5-hydroxytryptamine receptor 2C (gene HTR2C). Gene Ontology annotation, molecular function: G protein-coupled serotonin receptor activity; neurotransmitter receptor activity. The record is from RefSeq and is a predicted model, not a curated record. NCBI's taxonomy places the organism in Eukaryota, Metazoa, Chordata, Aves, Piciformes, Picidae. Gene Ontology annotation, cellular component: dendrite; plasma membrane. Gene Ontology annotation, biological process: G protein-coupled receptor signaling pathway, coupled to cyclic nucleotide second messenger; chemical synaptic transmission.